Xenia sp. Carnegie-2017 is the source of this 653-nucleotide messenger RNA. RefSeq lists its product as uncharacterized. Lineage: Eukaryota; Metazoa; Cnidaria; Anthozoa; Malacalcyonacea; Xeniidae. The record is from RefSeq and is a predicted model, not a curated record. Bases 93 to 557 code for a protein of 154 amino acids. The transcript has 3 exons.
CUGGUGACUCAGUCGGACUAUUUAUACAACUCUUUACGCCUUCGUCCUUUGUUUUGAAUUAUUUGGAACACGAGCAAGCAAUACCAGGGAAAAUGGUUUUGAGUUUGUUGACAAAAUUUCAACACUAUGUCCGGAAUAGGAAAUUCCUUACAGUCCUUAUGCGACUUUUCCAGCUGUUGAUCAUACCUCGCAUUAUGGCUACUGUCGUAUUUAUAAUUUAUGAUAUGCGUUGCAUGAUUCGCGAGAAGACGUCCGUCCUUAAUUGUUCACAGAAUCAUAAGUUUGGUGAUGCGUUAAUAUGGAUCGGAGCGUGGCUUUUGAUGUCCAUCCUGUCAUCGCUGAUGCUUAUCAUUGUGUUUAUAUUCGAUGAUGAUUUUGAAAUUGAAAAGGAAAAAUGCAAAAAUAUCUAUAAGAAAGUUUGUGUUGUGAAUUUUGUACCUCGGGUUAUGCCACAAACCAAAGAAGUAAAGAAGAUAGAGAGAAGGAAGAAUUUGGUUUUGCCACAAACCGAAGGGAGUAAAGAAGGUGGGGAGAAGGGAAGCAGAUGGAGCAAAUGAAAAUGGUGGAAAAAGUAAAGCAGAUUGGAAAAAUGGAGAAAGUGAAGUAGGUGCAGCAAAUGGAGCAAGUGAAGAUGGUAUAGCAUGUGGUGAAGG